UAGUGGGCCUUAGGCCCAAUAGAAAUCCUAACGUAAAUAAAAAAAAUAAAAAAGGACGACUUGCUUUGAUUCUGAAGGCAGCGACCGCGUUUUCAUCUCCCACAUCAGAAGCUCUCAGCUGCACUGCAACUUUGCAACCAUCUGCCAUGGUUCUUCUACAGCUAGAUCCGUUUCUCAAUGAACUCACCAGCAUGUUCGAGCGAAGCACUGAGACGGGCUCUGUUUGGGUUACACUUAAACGAUCAACCUUGAAGUCUAAAGCCGUUAGGAAUAAAAUGGCAACUGCUGGUGAAGCAAUUGAGUAUAGAUGCCUUAUCCGUGCCACCAAUGGGAAAAAGACAAUCUCUACUUCGGUUGGAGCAAAGGAUCACCAGCGCUUUCAAGCUUCUUAUGCAACUAUAUUGAAGGCUCACAUGACUUCCCUGAAGAAGAGAGAAAGGAAGGAAAAGAAGAAAUCCGCAGAGGCUGAUAAGAGAGAAGGCACUUCAAAGAGGCCUAAGAAAUCUUAAAAGUAUAAUAGGUACUGUUUACCCGCUACAUGGCGUGGAGGGGCAAUCCAAAUAAGAUAACUAAAUGGUAUGUGUCUUAUUCAUCAUAUAUUCAAUUUUGAUCUAAUAUCAGCGUGGAUUAGCUUUAUCUCCCAUAAAAGAAUGCAAGUUCUAUGAAUGAAAUCUUUUAUAGACAUCAAGAUAACAAAAGAGAAGGAAAAGAGAAACUAGAUGUUUAGUCACCUAAAUCCUAUUGCAUAAUCUCAAGCAGCAUUUCAUUAGGCAAAGCUAGCUGUUUUGGUUUCCCAUGGGUAUUCUCCAGUUCGGCAGGUUAAAAACUAAGCUGUCGUGGAUCAAAAGUCUAUUUAAGGAUUUGCCGCUGGCCAAUGAGUUGUUGCAUGAACAAGAUGGAAUUCAAAUUGUAAUACCCUACUAUACAAAGCCUUACGCUAUAAUCGUAAAUCAGAUGUGAU
Molecule: messenger RNA, 961 nt
Organism: Arachis duranensis
Lineage: Eukaryota; Viridiplantae; Streptophyta; Magnoliopsida; Fabales; Fabaceae
Product: signal recognition particle 14 kDa protein
Exons: 5
Coding region: 147-509 (120 amino acids)
Biological process (GO): SRP-dependent cotranslational protein targeting to membrane
Cellular component (GO): signal recognition particle, endoplasmic reticulum targeting
Molecular function (GO): 7S RNA binding; endoplasmic reticulum signal sequence receptor activity
Source: RefSeq, a predicted model, not a curated record